AUGUCGUCUACCCCGCCAACAAGCUUGAUCGCUCCCCGCACAUGGACCCGGGAUAAUCGCAGCGAGUUUUUCAUUUCGACAGACCCAGCCUUACUGUCAGUUGCAGCAGUUAAGGCAGCAUUUGAACAGGACUUUGUCUACUGGUCGCAAAAGUCUUUUCCGGAGGACGUGCUCUGGCAGAUGCUCCAUGGCUCAAUGAGCUUUGGCGUGUACCGAUGGACGGAAUCCCCUGCCCCGGAGAAAACCGAUUCUCGUUCCCCACGCCCAGAGAAUACGGAGCAGAUUGGUCUGGCACGAAUGGUGACCGAUGGCGCCACGUUUGCUUAUCUCUCUGAUGUCUAUGUCCUUCCCGAGUACCAGGGGAAUGGACUGGGGAGGUGGCUCAUUGAUUGCGUUGCGGAGAUCUUCUCUAAAGAGAAUAUGCCGUAUCUGCGUCGGAUCAUCCUGCUCACGGAUGAUCAGCGGAUGCAGGACUUUUAUCAGAAGAUUAUUGGGGCGAAGGUCGUGGGACACGAAGAGCGCAAGGAUAUGGACCGGACGUUGGUUUUUAUGUGUGCUCGGCCCAAUGCCACUCCUUGA
Messenger RNA from Penicillium alfredii, 579 nucleotides. Its product is annotated as GNAT family N-acetyltransferase. Gene Ontology annotation, molecular function: acyltransferase activity, transferring groups other than amino-acyl groups. The coding region runs from base 1 to 579 and encodes 192 amino acids. The transcript has a single exon. Lineage: Eukaryota; Fungi; Ascomycota; Eurotiomycetes; Eurotiales; Aspergillaceae. The record is from RefSeq and is a predicted model, not a curated record.